Messenger RNA from Colletotrichum karsti, 1668 nucleotides. RefSeq names its product C6 finger domain-containing protein. Gene Ontology annotation, biological process: regulation of DNA-templated transcription. Gene Ontology annotation, molecular function: DNA-binding transcription factor activity, RNA polymerase II-specific; zinc ion binding. The record is from RefSeq and is a predicted model, not a curated record. The coding region runs from base 1 to 1668 and encodes 555 amino acids. The transcript has 3 exons. NCBI's taxonomy places the organism in Eukaryota, Fungi, Ascomycota, Sordariomycetes, Glomerellales, Glomerellaceae.
AUGGCGCAUGCCCAGGAUUCCCAAGAACCCCAUAAACGGAAACGGGACGCAGACGACAGCGGCAGCCAGCCGGCUCAUUCUGAUCGCAUUCCCCAGCCUCCUCCGCCUCAGUCAGGCAAUUCUUCCAUCAUCAACUAUCUCUCCAAAGCCAGUCCCGGCAAGCUCAGGCUCAUCCAGGGCGAGCCUGACACUUUUUCCGAUGUUCUCGGCCUAUUGAAUCAGUAUGAAGGGGUUCUCAACAGACACGAGAGUCUCGCCGCCAAUUUGGGCGCCAAAUUGACGGGCCCUCGCCUCCUCAAGGCCAUGGAAGGCGCCUUCGAGGGUCCCAUCAUCACCAAUCCGCCGACCGCCUACGGCGCAGCACCCGUGAGCUGGAUCGACAUUGUCUCCUUCGCCAAGACCAACCCGGAGAAGUUUGUCCUCACCACCGGUCAUGACGGCGAGCGCACGUGUCAGUUUUACUUGGGCGGAGUGCAGGUCCAGAUCUUGGAGGACGACUGGCGUCUCAUCAUGAACGGCGCGCUAGACAGGUUUUCCAUCGUCUCAACGGCCCCUCUGGAAGAGGACGAGACGGCAGAGGUGGCUACUCUGGAAAUCGUGGAGCAGCGGCUGCAGGUGCUCAUCAAGAAAGCCGAUGAAAUCGCCAAGAGGGCGCGCCAACUCAACUAUCAUCUGAGCGGUCGGAAAGCUGGCAUCAACUCGCGCCAUGGUGGCCAACAACCGGGGGGCUCUACGUUUCCAUCCGUCAAUCAUCCCCAGCGCCACGUCGGCAGCCACGGCUCUGGCUACGACCUCCAUGCAGACCUUCUUCAGCAAUUCGUCUCGUCCUCCUCCCAGGGCUAUCCUCCCCGGGCUCCGUCCAACGCCGGCCUCGAAAUCCAUUCUGGUCAACACACACCGCCCGCUACAAAUCCUCACCCACAUUCGCUCCCUCUCCAAGGUCGCCCUGUUGUCGCAACACAUGCGCCCGUAAUACCGCAGCGGGACUCAUCAUACGACCCCUCGUCAGCACACAGAGGUAUCAUCACCGCACGCAUCGAGAAGUUGAGUAAGGGGGAUCAGAUCUGGCCUCCGUGCGAUCGCUGCCGUCGGCUCAAGUCACCUUGCGUGAAGCACCUGACGGCUUGUCAAGGUUGCACCAAGAAACACGCGAAAUGCGGAUGGAAAACCAUCACCGAAGAAGAAAUCGCCUGGCUCAACCGCGACGCUAGCAGCAGUGCCGACGAGGCACAUAUGGAGCCAAACCCAACAAACCCUCCACCGCGGGGGACAUUACGAUACGACCCUACUCAAGACGACGGCCGAUCCAAUGAGGAACCGCCACCGUCGGCCAGUCUGAUGCCGGGGGAGAUUUCUCGACCGGCCAGCCGAGGCCAGCAGAGCCACCAAAGUCACCAGAGCCACCAGAGUCAUCAAAGCCAGCCGGGGCACCGUCAGCGAUCGCCUAUGGAACCCGGCUCUCGUAGUCGAACGAGUAGUUUCAUGGACGUCGAACACGAGCCGCCGCCCAGCCUCAAGCCGUGGAUGCCAGAGCCGAAUCGAGGAGAUCAGCUUCCUCCUUUGAAGAGGGACCAUCUGUUGCUGAGCCACAUGGCAUCAGCUGCCACGGCGGCAGCAGAUGCCCGAGAUGCCAGCGGGACGCCAGCAGGUAAUCUUGCUGGGCGGUAG